Messenger RNA from Lichtheimia ornata, 507 nucleotides. RefSeq lists its product as uncharacterized. The transcript has 4 exons. The coding region runs from base 1 to 507 and encodes 168 amino acids. NCBI's taxonomy places the organism in Eukaryota, Fungi, Mucoromycota, Mucoromycetes, Mucorales, Lichtheimiaceae. Gene Ontology annotation, cellular component: cytosol. The record is from RefSeq and is a predicted model, not a curated record.
AUGAAUCAACAGCAACAACAACGACAACAACGACAACAACAACAACGAUCCAAUAAUAAUAACGGCAAUGCUCCUUUCAAUCCUCUCAAACCUGUAUAUAAAUUACUCUGCAGAUACUGCCAUAAUAUGGUGUGUGCGCGUGGCAUGCGGGCCAUUUUAUUGGCUGAUACCAACAUUGAGCUUUACAGCACAGACAUCCCAGCCACUUCCAUUCAAUUGAUGGACAAGGAUUAUCUUACUCGAACAUGUCAUUGUCGGAUACGUGAUGUAGCAUGUCGUGAAUGUGGUAACAUCAUUGGAUACCAUGUUGUUGCGCCAUGUAGCCGAUGUCUUCAAGCUUGUAACAAUGGUCAUUUUUGGAUGUUUCAUUCCGAUGCAUGCCAGCCAAAUGAACGGAAAGAUAUCACAGGCAAAUGUACGAUUCUAUGGAAUAAUCUACCGCGUGCCGAGCAGGAUUUCGAUUUCAUUAUGGGCACCACCAUACCAUACGAUCAAAUCUGCCGUUAG